CUCAUCCCAGACUCGUCAAGCACGGCCUCUGGGACGAUGGCGAGCGCGCUUUCGCCACUGGGAUCUGAGCCCUCGGCUGUUCCGGACCUGGACCGUGACUUCGCAUGGGCUCGAGAGGAGCUUUCCAGCGCUGCCAGGCGGCUCACCCACGUCCAAGAAUGGCUCGCUCACGGAACGCAGACGUUUCAGGAGGAAUCCCGGGCGCUCCGUUCUGAACUAUCGGAGCUCAGAGCGCAGAGGAUCAAUGACUCUGAGACAAUAGAGAGUCUUCGAAGGGAAAACGAGGCACUGAACAGAAGAGUCGAUCCAUUAACGAAUGCUGCUGUUGCGAAACUACGGCGCACUCGACAAACUUUGCGAGAUUUACUUGAAGAAACGGAGGUUGCUCUGAAAGAUAUUACGCAGAUAUCGCCGAAUAAGAUAUAUGGUCGCGAUACUGAGGAACCGGACUUAUCGUUCCCACCGGCGGGAUCGACUCCAGAAGGCCAUGGACGGUAUGCGACUGCAGCUCGAGAUAGCGGUUCAAUAUCUCCCAGGUUCGAACAAAUCCCGGACAUGCCAUCGGAAGAUAUGCUGGGACUUUCUGGAGUGCGCAUGGGUAAAAAGAGGCCAACCUCGGGAACAAAGCUCCCGAUGCGGCAGGAGGGGUCGCGGGUCAUAGCAGAUCCCCCGAAAUCAGGCAGCGAAGAUACAGCGGACAAAAAGGAGAAAGGUAAAGGCCGUGCGACCAGCGUGACAGCAACGCCCCCACGAGCGAUAACUCCUGUCUGCGUACACCCGAGCCCGCACGAGCUAUCCCAGGAGGUCACACCGAAAGUCGAUGCCCCAGUAAUUCCGGUGCGUGGACCAUCCAGUGGACGUAGCACAUCAGCAGCCAGCACCCGCCCAGGAAGCAGUUCUAGGACGCACUAUGAGGCUGACACCAAGGAUUCCACGACUAGUCCGUCCGAGUCCGUAUCAGGGUUUUCCGCGGCAGUGAUGUCUCAGCCGGAGACAACUGGUAGUGCGAGGAAAAUAAAAAGGCGGUUCGUGCAGUGGACGAAGCCGCCGGCCGCUUGUAAGAGGCCAUUCGGUGCUCUAAGCGUGGAAGACUUGAGGAUAUAUUUGCAUUUGGGUUUCGAUACAAUAACGGAGUUGACGAGGUUACCUCUGGUGAAGGAGCACAGAAUGAGAGUCAUGGUGGACGGGAAGAGGGCCUUCUUAUACGAGCCUUUCAUACUGGAGACGCCCAGCUCCUCGUACCUGAUCGAUUGGGGGACCGACGAUACAAACCGGGAAACAGAGCGGUACAUCCUUGGCGAAGAUGAGGCUGCUACUGAAAAUUGGUUUUACAUCGGAGCCCUCCGCUGGAAGCGAACACAACUGAGAGAUGUGUGGAAGACUCUGGUACCUAAGGCGAAGCACCAACUGACAGUCAAGCUAAGAGACAGAUGUCCGGAAGGGCCGGGCGUAGCCGACCUGGCGGAGAUGCUCAACACCCAGCAGCUUAAACAGCUGAUUUUUCAUCUGGAUGCAGAUCAGCAUAUCGACAGUUCCUGCGCAUUUGCAGAGGAACUUACGGAGAGGAUGCAGAUGAGACGAGGCCCGGGUUCUCCGUAG
Gloeophyllum trabeum ATCC 11539 is the source of this 1599-nucleotide messenger RNA. RefSeq lists its product as uncharacterized. The transcript has 7 exons. NCBI's taxonomy places the organism in Eukaryota, Fungi, Basidiomycota, Agaricomycetes, Gloeophyllales, Gloeophyllaceae. The record is from RefSeq and is a predicted model, not a curated record. Bases 37 to 1599 code for a protein of 520 amino acids.